Messenger RNA from Necator americanus (New World hookworm), 672 nucleotides. RefSeq lists its product as uncharacterized. The record is from RefSeq and is a predicted model, not a curated record. Bases 1 to 672 code for a protein of 223 amino acids. The transcript has a single exon. Lineage: Eukaryota; Metazoa; Nematoda; Chromadorea; Rhabditida; Ancylostomatidae.
AUGAAAUCACUAUACUGGGAAGAAGGGGGCAUACGUGUUGAUGGAAGAUUUCUUUCUAACCUUCGUUUCGCGGACGACAUCGUUCUCUUUUCGAGCAGUACCAAUGAAGCAGAAACGAUGCUCAACGAAUUGAACGAAGCAGGGAAGAGAAUAGGACUGCGAAUAAACAGAAAGACACAGUUCAUGAAGAACGCCCACUGCGAGGACGGAGGAGUACAACUUGAAGGCUCCCAAAUCGUGGAAACUCCGUCAUACGUAUACCUCGGGCGUUCUAUGAACAUGGAAAACGACUUGAAGGAAGAACUGAAUAGAAGAAUGAGAGCAGGGAGGGCAGCAUUCGCAGCCGUCAGGAAAGCUACGGACCAACUGACGCACCAAGAUCUUCGUGCCCAUCUGUUUGACUCGACAGUCCUUCCAGCGCUCUGUUACGCAGAGGAGACGUGGACAGACACCGCUACCACGUCUAGGAAGCUAAUUACUACUCACAGAGCCCUUGAGAGAUGUCUCCUGAAGUUUAACCGGCGCACACAACACCUUGCCGGUCUUCGUAGCUCCGACUUAAGAGGAAUGUCCCGUAUUCGCGACCCAGCAGAAUAUGUAUCGAAAGCAAAACAUAGAUGGACCGGUCACAUCAUGAGAAGAAUCGACGAUAGGUGGACUAAAAAACGCUAG